AUGGUUGAUUCACUUACCGGGCCUUCACAGUUCAGAGGCGAACACGAAUCUCUUGUAUAUGGUUCUAUACGAAAUGGCAUUUUUGAGGGCAAAGUUCAUACCAAGAACCAGACAUUUUAUGUAGAACGUACUCAUAAAUAUGGACUGAAAGAUCAACCAUAUCAUUCUGUCAUAUAUUCUGAAAAUGAUGUUCAUGAUCCGUAUGCUGCCAAACGAGAUAGUCAUGUAAGCGGAUGUGGUGCUACCGAUAAAAUAUUGCAGUGGAUGCAAGAAAUUAGUACAUCUGCAGUACCUGAUAAAAGCUCAUCCAAAGAAGACAAACAGCAGUAUGAAGAUAAAUUGUCACAGAAUUCAUUGCGGCAAAAAAGGAGUCCAAAUUUAUCAAGGAAUUAUCACAACAUAUACACCAGAGACGCACAACAGUAUACUUCAUAUUCAACAAAAGAAACCUCUUCAGAAAAGCGUGCAUGUUCACUUUAUAUUCAAACAGAUACAUUUUUAUGGGACCAUAUAAGAAAUUAUGAACUUUCAGAUACAAAUAUUAGAGAAGAAAUCACUUCUUUAGUAUCACAGCAUAUAAAAGCUGUGAAUCAUAUUUAUGAAAAUACAGAUUUUGAUGGCUUUCGAGGUAUUAAAUUUGUUGUUCAGAGGAUAAAGAUAAAUGAUUCUAGAGUUUGCGACUCGCGUAUGAAGCGGGCCAAUCCAUUCUGCUCACCAAACAUAGAUGUUUCAAAUUUUUUGAAUUUAAAUUCUCAGUUCAAUCAUGAUGAUUUUUGCCUCGCUUACAUUUUCACAUAUAGGGACUUUUCUGGAGGUACAUUAGGAUUAGCAUGGGUUGCAUCUGCAUCAGGUGCAUCCGGAGGUAUAUGUGAGAAGUAUAAAUCUUACACAGAAAACAUUGCUGGAAGACAAGUUCAGACAAAACGAAGUUUGAACACUGGCGUCAUCACCUUUGUAAAUUACAAUAGUCGUGUUCCUCCAAAAGUUUCAGAAUUAACUCUUGCUCAUGAGAUUGGUCAUAAUUUUGGUUCUCCUCAUGAUUAUCCAAAAGAAUGUAGACCUGGUGGUGCCAAAGGAAAUUAUAUUAUGUAUGCUAGUGCCACAUCUGGUGACAGACCACAUAAUAACAAAUUUUCAGAAUGUAGUAUUCACAAUAUUAGUGCUGUGUUACGUGCUGUAUUCAGUAAUGAAGGCAAAGAAAAUUGUUUUGAAAAGGACGAUGGGGCUUUCUGCGGUAAUAAGAUUGUUGAGGAUGGAGAAGAGUGCGAUUGUGGUUACGAUGAAAAAGAAUGCACUGAAAAGUGUUGUUAUCCUAAAGAAGUUGGUAACUUCUUAAUUCGUGGAGAAGCGGCUCUUCCUUGUCGUCUGCGACCCAAUUACAAAUGCAGUCCAAGCCGAGGUCCUUGUUGUGAUUCAAAUUGCCAGUAUGUGAGAGAGGGUCAACUUUGCAAAUCUGAAUCAGAUUGCACAAGGCAGUCACGUUGCAAUGGUAAUGCAGCGGAAUGUCCAAUGCCUGUGGCUAAACCUAAUCGAACCAUCUGCAAUGAAGGUACACAGGUGUGCUGGAAUGGUGAGUGCAUUGGUUCUAUUUGCCAGCGAUAUGACAUGGAAGAAUGCUUCUUGACAGAAGAGCAUCAAGCUAAACCUGAACAGAUGUGUGAAGUUGCUUGUCAAGAUCCUGGGAAAGAAAGUACUUGUAGAACUACAUAUGAGAUUUCGAAAAUGAAGAAUAUAAGUGGUAUUAAGUUGCGUCCGGGUUCUCCAUGUAAUGAUUUCAAAGGCUAUUGUGAUGUAUUCCAAAAGUGUCGAGCUGUGGAUGCUGAAGGACCACUUGCUCGAUUAAAAAAUCUUCUUUUUAAUCAGAAGACUUUAAUGACCAUUAAACAGUGGGUUACGAGCUGUUGGUGGGGUGUUAUGCUCUCAGUCGUGGGGUUUGCAAUAUUUAUGGGCAUUUUCAUAAAAUGCUGUGCCGUCCACACUCCCAGCAGCAACCCCAGGAAAGCCCCAGCACUCAGGAUACAAGAUACUUUAAGGCAUCCAGCCGAUACACUUCGAAGAAAACGGCACAGACCUCAGGGUCCACCGUCUGGACCUCCACCUCCAUAUCCGGGACCAAGGCCUUCAGCUCCACCAGCACCUGGACCAGCUAUUGCUGGACCCUCACACGGGUACGGAGAAGGGAGGGGCCAUUAUAAUCGUCGAGACAAAACUCAGUUGCCCCCCCCCACAAGGAACAAAAAUCGAGUAGAUGACCAUGCAUAUGUGUAUAGCAAAGGUACUGCUAUUGAAAUGAGGGGGAAAGCAUAUGCCUGACCCAUACUGUGCUUAGAUUCAAUUAUCGAAUGCCUUUUCUCAUCAGCUCAUCAUGGAUUUUCAUCCAUGAUGUUUUACAUUCUGUGAACGUGUCAGCACAGAAGUUAUUCUAUUAAUCAUUUUAACCUCUCCUAAAAAGAAUGUGAAUGGCAGCAGAACACAUCAAGAUGAAUAGAUGGCAGCAUUAUCGUCUUCUGUUAUUUAGCAUAUUUACCGGUGCUGUAUAUGGUAACUCUCAGAUGGAUGGAAUUACUGAGUAUGGGUGUGUUUUGCUACAUGGUUGCAUCAUUUUUGUAUGAUAGGAUUUUCAGAUGUUAAACAUAGUCAUUUGCAAAGCAUCUGUUGUUUUUCCAAUAUUCUGUGGAAUAUGUUUGUAGAGUCCAACAUACGCAUGGCCAAGAAUUUUGGAAGUACAACAUAGUUCCCAAGAUCUGCAUUGAGUGAUUGAAAGUAUCAUUAAUUUGCAUUAUGAUUUAUAGACAUAAAAAUAUACAUAUUGACUUAAAAGAAUGCAAGCUAAGUCAAACCUUAUAUUUCCUUUUAAAAAUUUAAUUUGUAUAACAUAUAGUAAUCAAUGAAUUAAGUAAACAAAUUUUCAUUAUAUAGUCAAGUUUUUUUUUUUUUUUUUUUUUUUUUUGUGUGUGUGUGUGGUGUGUAUAUAUAUAUAUUUCUUUUAUUUAGGCCUCUAUUUUGUAUUGUAGUUUGUAGAAGUUUUAAAUUAGCAAAUGUUCUGGGGAUUUAUGACCUGAACACUUUUUGCUUUCUAUGUAUAUGUGUGCGAGUUUUAUUAUUUUUUAAAGAAUAUAUAUGAAAUAUACUACUUACUUUAUUUUGGUUUAUAUAUCAAACUCAUUCAGAGUUCAAAGUAAUAAACUUUAAACAGUAGAAGAAUAUUAUUAAAAUCAUAUUUUAUUGAUACUGUAUAAACAAGUAAAAUUUUAAUUGAUAUUAUUUGUCUGUUUUGUAUUAUAUGUAUACUAAUGUAUUAAAUUAUAUGCAACAGAAUCUCAUCAUAACAAAUUUUGCAGUUAUAUCCCCCCCCAUUUCUCAGAAAAGACAAUUUUUAAAGACAGUUAUAGAAUAAUAGUUUUAAAUUAAAA
Molecule: messenger RNA, 3413 nt
Organism: Stegodyphus dumicola
Lineage: Eukaryota; Metazoa; Arthropoda; Arachnida; Araneae; Eresidae
Gene: kuz
Product: zinc-dependent metalloprotease kuz
Biological process (GO): Notch signaling pathway; membrane protein ectodomain proteolysis
Cellular component (GO): plasma membrane
Molecular function (GO): metalloendopeptidase activity
Source: RefSeq, a predicted model, not a curated record